This is a messenger RNA of Ochlerotatus camptorhynchus, 871 nucleotides long. Its product is annotated as chymotrypsin-2-like. The record is from RefSeq and is a predicted model, not a curated record. Lineage: Eukaryota; Metazoa; Arthropoda; Insecta; Diptera; Culicidae. Gene Ontology annotation, biological process: proteolysis. The coding region runs from base 48 to 815 and encodes 255 amino acids. Gene Ontology annotation, molecular function: serine-type endopeptidase activity. The transcript is spliced from 2 exons.
UGGCAGAUCUUCCCCAUUCUGAGUCGAAUUGAAAGAGUAGAAGAAACAUGAACCGUCUGAGUUUGUUGUUUGUGCUCGUUGGAGCGGUCGCCGUCUUCGGCACCACUCUCCCAGCGGAAUUCCUUGAAUGGGAAGGUCGUAUCGUCGGUGGUCAGAAUGCCGCCUCCGGUCAGUUCCCGUACCAGGUUUCACUUCGUUCAUCUAACAACGCUCACUUCUGCGGUGGUUCGAUCGUCAACAACCGUUAUGUUCUGUCAGCUGCUCACUGCACCUUUGGACGCACUUUUGCCGACACUCGUGUAGUCGUCGGAACUCACCUGUUGAACAGCGGUGGCACUAUUCACUAUACGACUAACAUCAUCAACCACGGAUCGUACAACCCCAACACUCUCGCCAACGAUAUUUCGCUGGUGCGGACCGCUUCGGUUAUCGCAUACAAUAACCUUGUUCAACCAAUUGUUCUGGAAUAUACCUACAUUACCACUGGCAGUGGUGCUCGGGUUUCCGGCUGGGGUCAAUUGCGCAAUGGCAAAAACUCAAACAAUCUGCAAUGGCUGAGCACCACAAUCAUCACUCUGACUGACUGCCGUAAACGUUUCAAUCCUUCCUACGCUGCAUCUGUAUUUGACAACACCAUCUGCACGCUGAACCCAAGCGGUCAGGGUGCGUGCUUUGGAGAUUCCGGCAGUCCAUUGAACUAUGAAGGCUACCUGCAGGGAGUCGUGUCAUGGGGUAUUCCCUGCGGUCAGGGAUAUCCUGAUGUAUAUGCUCGUGUUUAUUCGCACCGUUUCUGGAUCUUGAACAACGCCGUUUAAAUUGCGAUGACCUGAUCUUUUGUUAUUGUUGUGAUAAUAAAUGAUGGUUCGGAAAA